This is a messenger RNA of Hordeum vulgare subsp. vulgare (domesticated barley), 1441 nucleotides long. RefSeq lists its product as uncharacterized. The record is from RefSeq and is a predicted model, not a curated record. The transcript is spliced from 3 exons. Gene Ontology annotation, cellular component: endoplasmic reticulum. Bases 66 to 1238 code for a protein of 390 amino acids. Lineage: Eukaryota; Viridiplantae; Streptophyta; Magnoliopsida; Poales; Poaceae.
CCGCCUCCCCUCAUAACCCCAACCCAAAGCCCACAAAUCGGCCAGCCCGCCCCGAGCCCCAAUCCAUGGACGCGAGCGGGAAGGCGGCGACCACGAUGGCGAGGAGAUCCGCCUCCCCCAGCUCCACCCCCACCACCGUGACCCCCGGCUCCACCGCCUCCUCCUGCUCCUCCAACUCCGACCCCGCGCUGCGGACGCCCGCGCCCGCCUACCUCGUCCCGUCGGCGCGCCCAGCCGGCGGCGGGGCCGAGGGCGGAAGGGAAUACUACUCCGGCUGCCGCAAGGACGCCAACUGCGCCUGCGAGAUCUGCCUCGCCAGCAUCAACGCCACGCGGGACCUCCUCCCGCCCGAGGCCGCCUCCGCGCGCCGCUGCUUCGCGGCCGCCGCCAGGGACCGGAGGCCUGGGACGCGCUCCCUCUUCCUCGCCCGCGACGGCGGCACUACGCCCGGGUCCGCAGUCACCGAGCCGUGGACGCCGCCGCUGCGCUCCACCGCCAAGUCGAGGCGGGACGCGGCGGCCGCCAAGGCCCGGAGGUCCUCGUCGCCCGACUGGGCGCUCUACGCGCUGACGGUUCUUGGGUUCUUGCUCCUGCUGUGGGUGGACACGGGGCUCGUCCCCGAGGUCGCGGCCAGGGGGUUCGGCCCCAAGCUGUCGCCGGAGGCCGUCGCGCGGCUGGGCCACGAGGCGCGCCUUGCGCCUGCCGAGCUGGGCCACAGACUGCGCUUCUUGGAGCGAGGGGUCGGGCAGCUCGUCGGCGCCGGCAGGUUCUCCAACUGCAGCUCGAAGGAUUCCGUCUGGCGCCUCCAGCAGAAUGAUCAGCAUUUGUUCCAUUGGCGCUGCUCACUGUACAAGUCGGCGGCAGAGGAGGUCAGCGUCUGGGGGAGCCCUCUCCGGACCUCCGGCCUGCUCCCGUCUACGCUCUCGACACGGCACAUCACCGUCCUCUCCGGCAAGGUCACCGAGUGGUCGGACGGGAGCGUAUUGCCGACGGUGAGGGCGAGCAACGGCAGCUCCUGGAGCUACCGGGGCCGGAGGGCAGCGGCGGUGCUGCUGGAACCACAGACGUGGGUGCUGGAGUACCAGAGGAGCGUGCUGUUCGAGGGGACACGGCUGCUGCCGGCCACUGUAGAGCUGCUGGCGUCCAGGUGCUCGGAAAUGGUGAAACGGGCGCGGCGGAAGCUGUGCAAGAAGCGGUUCCAUGGCGGCGCCGGCGGGAUCCAGACGAAGCCAACUUGACCUGCAGACAGGGUGAUUUUAGCUUUACAUUGGGUCGUCUCAUUUCCUGUGAGAUUGUUAGGAAUAUCCCGUGUUCUUUUGGCUGUAGUGAUGUCUGCUGUCUGCUAUUUCAUCGGAUUGCUCGUUGAUUAGUGGCUGAUCACGGUACUUCUUGUAUGAAUGCAUUAUGUUUGAACAUACAAUCCGGUAGAAUUUCAGUGCAA